This is a messenger RNA of Pogona vitticeps (central bearded dragon), 4866 nucleotides long. RefSeq names its product cell adhesion associated, oncogene regulated (gene CDON). NCBI's taxonomy places the organism in Eukaryota, Metazoa, Chordata, Lepidosauria, Squamata, Agamidae. Gene Ontology annotation, molecular function: protein binding. The record is from RefSeq and is a predicted model, not a curated record. Gene Ontology annotation, biological process: nervous system development; cell-cell adhesion.
GGCGACAGCGCUGGACGGGGACUGGUCUGCCUCCGCCUGCCGGUCGGUCGGUCGUUGGAUGGAGGGUCCCGUCCGCCUCGCCUGCUCUCUCUGGAAUGCGCCGGGGAGCGGCUGCCGCCGAGGGGGAGCGAGGACUCUAUGGGCGCAGGCAGCGCCGCUGCUGAGGGGCUCCUCAGUGACUCUGAUUAGCCUAGAGCUCUUUGCCAUCAAGCCUUCUAACCUAACACUAUGCAGCCUGAUCUUGGCCCUUUACAAGAACUGCUUUUGCUUAUGAUUUUCUUCUCAACUUCAGCUUCAGACUUGAUUCCUCACUUCAUUUCUGAGCCCCUUUCUACUAUCCAGAAGCCAGGUGCAACUGUAGAACUUCACUGUUCUGCUGAACCCUCUACAGCUCAUGUUUCUUGGCUAUUCAAUGGACAGAAACUGCAUAAGAAUAUUGAACAAGUAGUCACACUGCCAGGAUCCCUGACAAUCUUCUCUCUUAGUCCAUCAAAUUCUGGUGUCUAUCAGUGCAUUGCCAACAACAGCAUUGGUGCCAUUAUCAGCAGACCUGCAACAGUGUCUAUAGCCUAUCUUGAUGAUUUUGAAACUUCGCAGAGAAGCACAGUUAUAGUAGAAGAAGGAAAUACUGCUUUAAUUCAUUGCAAACUACCAAAAAGUAAUCCAGACGUACAAGUGCGUUUCCGUGUGCGGGGGAAAUGGCUGGAACAAUCAACAGAAAACUAUUUAAUUCUCCCUUCUGGAAAUCUACAAAUUUUGAAUGUAUCUUUAGAUGACAAAGGAGUUUAUAAGUGUGCAGCAUAUAAUCCAGUCACUGAUGAUCUCAAACUUGAACCUUCUGGACAUAAGAUCAUAAUCAGCAGCUCUUCCUCAGAGGAUUUUCAUAUAAUUCAUCCUACCAGUUCUCAGGCUUUGGCAGUACCUCGGUACAAUCCUCUGAUGUUGGAAUGUGUUGUUAGUGGACUGCCUGCAUCACAUGUCCACUGGUAUAAAGAUGGUAAAGAUGCACUUGGGAGAGGCAGGUGGCGCAUAUUUCACUCCCACCUUACAAUUGACUCAGUUGAUACAUCAGAUGCUGGAAAUUACUCCUGUGUGGUCGAUAAUGAGUCUGGAACUGUAAAACAUGUGAACUACAGUGUAAAUGUACUUGAACCUGCUCAGAUUUCAAAAGGAUUGCAGGAUCAAUUAAUAACUCUAGGUAAAAAUGUUCAUCUUUCCUGUGAAAUACAUGGAAGCCCGAUACCUGAUGUCACCUGGUACCAUAAUGCAGCCCCUAUCUACCUUUCUUCAAGACACUUGCCUUCGGGAAACAAAUUGAGCAUUGCUGAUGUCAACAGAGAAGACACAGGGUUGUAUCAGUGUCUAGUAAACAACAGUAUUGGAUUUGUGCAGUCUACUGGGAGACUUCAUUCUCAAGCAGAUAGAGGUUCCAAACCAAUUAUAACCUCAUUGCCGCGAAGCUCCAAAGUGACAGAUGGUGAUACAUUCAUGCUAUCCUGCAAUGCUACUGGACUGCCCACUCCUGUAAUCCGUUGGUACAAUAACCAUGGGCUGAUUACUAGCCAUCCUUCACAGGUGCUUUAUUCAAAAUCACGGAAAUUAUCCUCCCAAGCAAAAACUGGGAACUCCAUUUCAGACAGAGGCUACUUCAUCAUGUCUCGAGGUGGAUCAAGCUCCCUCUAUGUCCAGCCUGUUACAGAAGAGCACACUGGGAAGUACAUCUGUGAAGCAACCAAUGAACAUGGGUUUGCUCGUUCAGUGACUUUCCUUACAGUUAUUCCCUAUGAAACUAGUACAAAAGCAGAAGAAAUUGCUCCUGUGGAAUUUACUCAGAGCGAUGAAGGAGGUGGAGAUCAUGAUUCUGAAAUGGGCCUUGAAAGCUCAUCUCCAACAGAGGUUCUUACUGAUGAAGUUGCUACAGAAAAAACAUCCAGUGGCAUUUCCCCACCAGAAGCUCCAAUAAUUCUGAGUCCUCCACAGACACUUAAACCAGACCAAUACAAUCUGGUGUGGAGGCCUGGAAAAGAUGGUGGCCAGCCGAUUAAAGCCUAUUUUGUGAAAUAUCGCAAGUUGGAUGAUACUCUCAAUUUUACCAACUGGAAUACAAUUCGUGUCCCUGGAAGUGAAAAUGAACUUUGCCUCUCAGAAUUGGAACCGUCCAGUCUCUAUGAGGUCUUGAUGGUAGCCCGAAAUAUGGCAGGGGAAGGUCAGCCUUCCAUGCUCACUUUCCGUACUAGCAAAGAAAGAUCCUCAACUUCAAAGAACACACAGGGCCCCUCUCAACCAGUUGGCGUUCCUAAGCACUCUGUUAUUCAGGAAGGUUCAACCAACAACUUUGGUGUCGUCCUUCCAGAUUCUUCUCGGCAUAGUGGAGUACCUGAGGCACCAGAUCGACCGACUAUCUCCACUGCAUCUGAGAAUUCUGUCUAUGUCACUUGGAUCCCACGUGCAAAUGGUGGCUCACCUAUUACUGCCUUCAAAGUAGAAUAUAAACGCAUGAAUAGGAACAGUGAGUGGCUGGUUGCAGCUGAUAACAUCCCCCCUUCUAAACUUUCAGUGGAAGUCCGCAAUUUGGAUCCAGGAGCCUUAUACAAGUUUCGUGUGAUUGCUGUUAACAAUUAUGGGGAGAGUCCACGAAGUUCUGCCUCUCGGCCUUAUCUAGUAGCUGGCUUUACCAACCGAUUUUCCAACCGUCCCAUCACAGGACCUCAUAUUGCUUAUACUGAGGCAGUCAGUGACACUCAGAUCAUGUUAAAAUGGACUUAUAUUACUUCAAGUAAUAACAACACACCCAUCCAAGGAUUUUAUAUCUAUUAUCGUCCAACAGAUAGUGACAAUGACAGUGAUUACAAGAGGGACGUUGUGGAAGGCACAAAGCAGUGGCACUUGAUAAGCCAUCUCCAACCUGAAACAUCAUAUGAUAUUAAAAUGCAGUGCUAUAAUGAAGGAGGUGAAAGUGACUAUAGCAAUGUGAUGAUAUGUGAGACUAAAGUGAAGCGGACACCUGGAGCUUCAGAAUACCCAAUGAAGGACCUUAGUACACCACCUAAUUCUCCUGAUCGUGGAGCUGGGAGCAGUUCUGGUCAGCCGAAUGGUCCUGUCCGGAGUAGCGACAUGCUGUACCUGAUUGUGGGCUGUGUCCUUGGAGUGAUGGUUCUUAUUCUGAUAGUCUUCAUAGCCAUGUGCUUAUGGAAGAACCGACAGCAAAAUGUCAUGCAGAAAUAUGAUCCUCCUGGUUACCUUUACCAAGGUGGUGAUAUCAGUGGACAAAUGGUUGAAUAUACUACAUUACCAGGCAUGAGCCGUAUCAAUGGCAACGUACAUGGGAAUUUCAUCAGCAAUGGAAACCAUAGCAAUGGUUGCCUUCACCUCCAUCACAAGGUUCCUAAUGGAAUUAACGGGAUCAUGAAUGGUGUUGUGAAUGGAGGAAAUGGUGUUUAUCCAGGGCACACUAAUUCCUUGUCCAGAGCACACGUGGAGUAUGAACACACCCACCACCUAGGAAAUGGUGGUGAAGUAUACACAGCGGUACCGCAGACAGACCCUUCAGAGUGUGCUAACUGCCGGAACUGUCGAAACAACAACAGGUGUUUCACUAAGACCAGUGGCAGUUUUGGCAGCAACACUGUACCUGUGAUGCCCAUCUUAGCACCUUUUCAGCAAGAUGGUUUAGAAAUGAAACCAUUGAAUCAUGUCAUGGUCACCAUGUGCUUGGCAUCCACAGUCCCUGAAUGCAGUGUUGAGACAGAAGAAGAAUGCGAAGAGAAAGUGGAGCCCCCAUCCCCUGAGGACUCAUGUUGCCAAGAAAAUGUGAAUCCACUCAGUAAAGACUGUAUAGAAGAUAACAGCACGCAAUUGGAAACAUCCAAUCAUGUGUUGAGUUGGAGCCCCCUCAUUCUUCAGCCUCUUUCAAAAGGCUGUGAAGAAAAGACAGAAGGACUUUCGAAUGGAAUUACAUUGGACAGUUUGAGGGGCCUACAACAGCUCCAAAUACAAGAGACUUAAGGAAGUGAUCAGCCUCCCUCUUGAUCCCACUUAAAGCCAGUAACUGCAUAGCAGAGUUGCUGAAAGGGACUGACAACAGGAUAUUAAUUAUAAGAAUUGCUAUUUAUUUUUUUGCCGUGGUGUCAUAUGAAUGUAUGUUUUCAAAAUCCUUAGACUUUUUAAAUAUUAUUUAUGCCUUGAGAAAUUCUUACCCAUCCUUCCCAAGGUGAAAUCAUCCUGACUAUCUAAAGGUGUGUAGGAAAUAUAUAAGGAAUGUAUCAGAGUGUCUUUCAUGGACACUUAUUGGAAAAAUACAGUUGCAGUGUAGUGCACGCGUUUGCCUGUGGCUUAUAAUUUUCAGUUCCGAGAAUAAAGUGGGAUGGUCCAGUGGAAGAUGAACUAGAACAGUUCUAUCAUUUUAACUAUCAUAUUACUGAAUAUUCCUGAAAUAACUAUAUUCUAAAUUCUCAGCCACCUAAAAUGAAAUAGAUGAGUUUGCAGCGGCACUAUUUCAAUCUUCAUUUAUUCAGAUACCCAGCAGUUCUCAGUCCUUGGGGAAAACUGAACAUAGCAGCUCUGCAGUUUGGCUUUCUUGGAUGAAGGUAGAACUCAGGCUGAGAACUGCAUAACAUGCUGUUUCCAUGGUGAUGACUUGCACAAAAUAGGCAAUAUUGCUGAAGGCAUCACUGAGAUAUAUAAAUAGCUCUUAGCUUGCUAGAGUUGACUGUGGGCAUUCUGUCCCAGUUCCUGUUGUUGCCACUUGAGACAUUUCAGUGUGUCUCCUAUAGCUAUGGUUGAUUUAUACUUUUCUAAUAAUAUAAUGUAGAAUGCUUCAUACACAAAAAAAAACCACAGGAGAGUAAUGGGAAUUUUUUUAAAAAA